UUCAGGAAGAAGCCGCUGGAGUCCGUCGCGGCUGUCUCAAUGCGUUUUAACAUAACAGCCCUGCUACGUGUGAGCUCCGAACAUCCGCCUCCGAGCCUCAGCGGGGGUUCUAUGUAGUCGACGGCGGCGGCCGGCCGUCUAUCCCCGGGUUGAGAGCAGAGAACAUGGACUGGACAGUGAGCAGUCGGGCCCUGGUGUGGUGCAUUUUAGCGGUGCUCUGCUACGCUGGACUCCCACAUAAGGGGUUUUGCAGUGCCAGCACCGUUUCUCUUCCUGAAAGCCUGCUCUUUGUGUCCACUUUGGAUGGAAACCUGCAUGCCGUUAGCAAGAAAUCAGGUUCAAUCAAAUGGACUUUGAAGGAAGAUCCAGUUCUUCAGGUCCCGACACAUGUAGCUGAGCCAGCUUUCCUCCCUGACCCCAACGACGGCAGCCUGUACUCUCUUGGAGGGAAGAACAAUGAAGGCCUCACAAAAUUACCGUUCACUAUUCCUGAGUUGGUGCAGGCCUCGCCCUGUCGCAGUUCUGACGGCGUUCUUUACAUGGGUAAGAAGCAGGACUUGUGGUACGUUGUUGACCUGCUGACCGGGGAGAAGCAGCAGACUCUGACCUCCUCCUUCGCUGAGAUGCUUUGUCCCUCGUCCUCUCUUCUCUAUCUGGGGCGCACAGAGUACACCAUCACCAUGUACGACACCAAGAGCAGAGAGCUGCGCUGGAAUGCCACCUACUCGGACUACGCCUCCACCCUUCCGGACGACGACACCAAAUACAAAAUGGCUCACUUUGUGUCCAACGGCGACGGCCUGGUGGUGACAGUGGACAGUGAGUCGGGAGACGUUCAGUGGGUCCAGAACUACAACUCCCCGGUGGUGGCCAUGUACAUCUGGCAGCGCGAGGGCCUCCGCAAGGUUCCCCACACCAACGUGGCGGUGGAGACCCUGCGGUACCUCACGUUCAUGUCGGGAGAGGUCGGCCGCAUCACUCAGUGGAAAUACCCGUUCCCCAAGGAGAAGAAGCCCAAGAAUAAAUUCUUGGCCACCCUGUAUGUAGGUAAAUACUCCACCAGCCUGUAUGCGUCUCCCUCCCUGGUGCAUGAUGGAGUGACUGUCGUGCCUCGUGGCAGCACCUUCCCACUGUUGGAGGGACCCGAUAGCCAAGAGGCAGACGAAGACAAGGAGUGUGUCAUCACGCCCAGCACCAGCGUCAAGUUCAACGCGGCGCUGCGCGAGCGAAACAGGAUCAACUUCAUGAGGAACUACCUGCUCCUCAUCGGUCAUCACGAGAUGCCUCUCGAAGCUCACACGAAGAUCCUGGAGAAGUUUCCCGACAGCUUCCCUCGCAAUCAAGGCAACGUCAUCCCACCCACCGAGAAGAAGGUAGAAGAGAAGGUGAACGACAGCGGCAUGGACGACGGCCCGCCUCCUUCGCCCCUGCCUGACACGUCUAUCCAGGAACCAGGGACCAGCGGUCGCCCCGUGCGCCCAGAGGCUCCGGUGGACACGAUGCUGAAAGACAUGGCCACCAUCAUAUUCUCCACUUUCCUCCUGGCUGGAUGGGUGGCCUUCGUGAUCACCUACCCGAAGAGCGUGCACAAGCAGCAGCAGCUGCAGCACCAGGAGUUCCAGCGACAGAUGGAGGAGAGGCUGGAGCUGCUCCAGCGGCAGCAGCCCUUCCCCCCCGCCGAGGUGGCCCUGGGCCUGGCUCCAGACAGCGACUACCUGGAGGUGGCCCGCAUUCGCUCUGAGUGCUCGGACCACAGCAGCCCCAACGUCACGCCCCGCGCCUCCAACCACUCCAAUUUAUCGGUCUCGGAGUUGGGGAGCUCAGCCAAUGAGCAUGAAGACGGAGAGGAGGACUCCUGUAUUGUCAAAGUAGGGAACAUAACUUUCCACCCAAAGGAAGUGUUGGGUCACGGCGCAGAGGGAACAAUUGUUUACAAGGGACAGUUUGACAACCGUCAAGUUGCCGUGAAGAGGAUUCUCCCCGAGUGUUUCAGCUUCGCAGACCGUGAGGUCCAGCUGCUGAGGGAGUCCGACGAGCACCCAAACGUCAUUCGCUACUUCUGCACAGAGAGGGACCGGCAGUUCCAGUACAUCGCCAUCGAGCUGUGUGCGGCUUCGCUGCAGGAGUACGUGGAGAGAAAAGACUUCGAUCGUCAUGGACUAGAACCUGUCGCGCUUCUUCAGCAGACAAUGUCAGGACUGGCCCAUCUGCAUUCUCUCAAUAUUGUCCACAGAGAUCUGAAACCCCACAAUAUCCUGGUGUCUAUGCCCAACGCGCACGGCCGAGUCAGAGCGAUGAUUUCAGACUUCGGCUUGUGUAAGAAGCUUGCGGCGGGUCGCCACAGUUUCAGCAGAAGGUCUGGCGUGCCGGGCACCGAGGGCUGGAUCGCCCCAGAGGUUCUCAGUGAGGACUGCAAAGACAACCCGACCUACGCAGUCGACAUCUUUUCUGCUGGAUGUGUGUUUUACUACGUGGUGUCCCAGGGCAGCCAUCCUUUUGGCAAGUCUCUGCAGCGACAGGCAAACAUCCUGCUGGGAACAUACAGCCUCGAUCACCUGCAGAGUGACGUACAUGGGGACAUUGUAGCCAGAGAUCUGAUCGAGCAGAUGAUGAGCAUGGAUCCCUACAGGAGGCCUUCAGCUGAAAGUAUUCUCAAACAUCCUUUCUUCUGGAGUCUGGAGAAAGAGUUGCAGUUCUUUCAGGAUGUGAGUGACAGAAUAGAAAAGGAACCGCUGGACGGACCAAUAGUGAGACAGCUGGAGCGAGGAGGGAGGGCUGUGGUCAAGGGAGACUGGAGGGAGCAGAUCACAGUUCCACUGCAAACAGAUCUGAGAAAAUUCCGUUCUUAUAAAGGCGGCUCAGUCAGAGACCUGCUGCGUGCAAUGAGAAACAAGAAGCACCAUUAUCGAGAGCUGCCUGCGGACGUGCAGGAGACCCUGGGAUCCAUCCCCGACGACUUUGUGUCCUACUUCACGUCUCGCUUCCCCCACCUGCUCAUGCACACCUACCUGGCCAUGCGGACCUGUGCGCAGGAGAGGCCGUUCCUGCCUUACUACUCCACUGCCGAGCAGCUCGCGAAAACGGACAGCCAGCUCACGCCUUGCGGGCCACAGAGACAGGACGAGCCGUGCACUCAGCAGCCGCCGGCACAGGCGCCGCUCCCUCCCUCACAGUCCCAUGAACCGUCACUUUCCCCGCCGCCGGUGCAGGCGUGUCACACAACAGCUGCCGAGCCGGCGCCCGAACUAGUGGACGAGCGAGUAUCUUCUCAGUUACCGGUUCAGACAGUGCAGCCAGCAGAGGCCCCGCCCUCCACACAGACUGACGUGCACAGCCAAGCGGCGAGCCCCGCGUCCGCCCCCGAACCGCCUCCCGGUCCCCUCAGCCAAAGCGAGUCCAGUCCUCCCGAGAUCCCCUCAGAUCCCCCGACCCUGGACGAGUCCGGAUGACCCGGCGCAGACGGGAGCGUCGCCUUAAAGAGUGGAAGCGAAGCGGGCCAGCCCCGCCGCGGACUGGCGAGGACCGGGCCUGCAGCGCCCGGAGCCCACCGCCAGACGCAGCGGCUGCAGCCCUGAAUGAAGUGCCUUCUGCUGACACGCAGGAACGCCACCCCAACACGCCUGCGUCUGCCACGCCACGAGAGAGCAGGCGGGAGGUUUUCCUGCAGCUGGACUGAGAAGAGAUCCUUUUUAAUCUUUUGAUAACGGCAUGUCCAAACAGUUUUCGUCCCAAAAAUAUCUCCAUUGUGGUGAAACGUGUCCAGAUGUUGAACACUGGUGUACUUUUUAUUGUGCAAUGUAUUUUUUUUUUUUUUUUUCCCCAGUGAGAUUUUUUUCACUGCAGAGAUGCUGUAUAUGUAAAUAUAUUUUUAUAGACUGAUUCAGAAUUUGAAUUACUGUUGAAAAAAAAUCAUUUAAUAUGGCCAGUGUGCCUUUUUCUAAUAUCACUGUGCUGCAUAGGUACAGAUCUAUAAAAUGGACUAUGCUAAAUGUGCUUGAUUCCAGUUAAUGCUGCUAGAUUUGUUUUUUUUUUUUUUUUUUGUUCCUUCCCAUCACGUCUAGACUAUUGCUCUGAACCGUUCCAAAAGGUGUUCAAGGUGAUGCUUGAGCACAGAAGGUAAUUUAAUCUUUUAAUGUAAGAAGUCGAGAGUUAAGUUUGGCUGUAAAGUACUCAUGUGAUAACUUUUUAAAGGGUGUUAAAGUGAAGUUAAUGACCUGCACAUUAAAUUCUAUUUUUUUUUU
Molecule: messenger RNA, 4241 nt
Organism: Salarias fasciatus (jewelled blenny)
Lineage: Eukaryota; Metazoa; Chordata; Actinopteri; Blenniiformes; Blenniidae
Gene: ern1
Product: endoplasmic reticulum to nucleus signaling 1
Exons: 22
Coding region: 165-3449 (1094 amino acids)
Biological process (GO): protein phosphorylation; IRE1-mediated unfolded protein response; mRNA processing
Cellular component (GO): IRE1-TRAF2-ASK1 complex
Molecular function (GO): RNA endonuclease activity; ATP binding; protein serine/threonine kinase activity
Source: RefSeq, a predicted model, not a curated record